AAGAGCGUGCGAGUUUGUGAAUUGUACUGAAUGGGGUGAAGGAGAAAAGGAGUUGUAUAUAUGUAUAUUACCAUCAAAAUAUUAGUUUCGCGAAAAAAUUUGGAUUAUUUUGCAUAAAGAGAAAGCAUGAAAAAAUAAAAUAUGGGAAUAUACAGAAAAAAGUGUGCGAAUGCAAUGACGAAACUUGAAAAAAUUUAAAAGUUAAAAGGUAUAUAUAAAGUAAAGUGGUAAAGCUUUUACAGCCCUUUUUAGAAGACGUUUAUUAUUCAAACCGUGUACACAACCAUCAGUACAUCAGAAUGUUUGGAACACUCCGAAUUUUUACAUGUAUAAAUAGAGGUUUGUCAAAGAGAUCAAAGUCGUUAUACAGCUUUGCUACUAUUAUUUCGAACAAUCUUGGGCAAAAGCAUUAUUCUAAAUUUACUGCUGGUCGCGAGGCGGCAUUGCCACUGGGCAUUUAUCCUUUGUGUGAAGACCGAGCGUUAGAUUUAAUAUCAAAUCUCAAGGAAACGGAAUUGGCUGCCAUAAAAUUAGCUUUAAAAAAGUAUGAAGCAAAAAAGCAAAAGGAAACCUUUGAAGGCAAGUUAGCAGCUACACAAUGGCGUACAAAAUUUGGACGCUUAUCAAAUGUACCUACGCUGGGGGAAGUAGAUCCCACUGGUUCAUAUUGUGCCUUUCCAGAUGACUGGUUAAAACGCAAAGCGGCGGAGAAAGCUGCUAAUCCUACGCAGUCUGAUUUAUGGAAAAUUUUCUUUGUAAAUGCGGUGCCAUUCGUUGGUUUUGGUUUUCUGGAUAACUUUACUAUGAUUGUGGCGGGCGAUUACAUCGAGCAUAUUUUUGGAACAUUUAUGUGUAUAUCGACGAUGGCUGCCGCUGGUUUCGGCAAUACGAUCAGUGACGUUUUGGGCAUUGGUUCGGCGCAUUACGUUGAAAGAGGUUGCGAGCUGUUAGGCUUACGUCCGCCUGAUCUAACACCCGUUCAAAUGGAAAUGAAAUCUAGUCGCAGAUCAGCAAAUUUUGGUCGCAUUUUGGGCAUUACAGUUGGUUGUUUAAUUGGGAUGUGUCCCUUAUUAUUUAUGGAAAAUAAGGACGAUAAAGACGAGGAUAAGAACAAAAAUCAAAAUGAAAAUAAGGAACAACAAAAUCUAAAGACCAAAUGAACGUUUUCUGCAUUUGGAAGACUUUUAGGAAUUGUAUUCUAAUUACUUUAAGAAACACUUUUUCAAACCUUACCGACUGCCCAACACGCAAGUACCUCUUCUUUGUUCAAGAGAAAAAAAAAACUAUUGAAUUGUAAGGACUUGUUCUCAGUGGUUUAUUCUGGAGGCAAACCAUAAGUCUAAUCUACAUGUGCUAAGGUUGAAUUACUACUAUUAAGGUCACUUCAUUUUUUCUAUUAAGACCGAAACUAUAUCGCGCGAUAUUUAACAUAAUCGAAGAAGAAGUUUUUAAUAAAAUUAUCUUUAAGCUGAAUUUAAAGUGAAAGCGGCAAAAUUUAAUUUAAUCUGAUAUAUCCUAGAAUAAAUACAACACUAACGAGUUCAUUAGAACAACUCUAACAAUCAAAAUUAUCUCAAGAAAUUAAUAUAAAAAAAAUAUUUUGAUGGAAAUUUUAUGACUAUUUAAAAAGCAUCAAGCGUUCCGCAUAUUAUAAGCAAAGUAGGAUUAUAUAAAAUAACCGAAAUCCCCCUGACCCGCUUGAGUAGGUUAGUGCAUUUUGUGUACCCUCCUAACUUUUUUAUUAUGUUGAUAGUUCAUAAAAAAAGUCAUUAAAUUUCGUUGAUAUCGAUUGAUUUCACAUCCUUAUAAAAUUGCAAAUUGGAAUAGAGAUGUGACUUCUGGAAAAUGAGCACGUGCUAUCUGUGAAAACUCAAUUCUUUAGGCGUUAAAGAAAAAGAAAUAUUCUUCGUUUCCUAUUGGCACUCCAUUCAGUUUAUGUUCGGUUGUCAAGUUUACUUUACUCAACUCAGCGAGUCAUCUGUUGUUGAUUUACUGACUCACAGAAGAAAAAGAAACUGACUCCAGCCAAAGAUCAGCAUCCAAAAUUCGUUUAUAAAAAAAAUAAAUAAAUUCCCAUUGGUCAAAUUUGCUUAUUCAUCAAUGUGCAAAUCGCAUUACACGCAACGACAGCUCAUGAGCACUUGUAUGAAUAUAUGGAAAGAAUUAACAUCAAAUUUUUCAAAAUAGCUCAUGUCGUACCACUCAAGUACCUUGUCCGAAUUUGUACCCGUACCUUAUCGUAGAGUAGACGAAUUCACUGGUGAAAUGUCUUUACCUCCCCCCAUCCGUUUUAAUUUUUAAUAUA
Glossina fuscipes is the source of this 2305-nucleotide messenger RNA. Its product is annotated as transmembrane protein 65. The transcript has 7 exons. Gene Ontology annotation, cellular component: mitochondrion. NCBI's taxonomy places the organism in Eukaryota, Metazoa, Arthropoda, Insecta, Diptera, Glossinidae. Bases 300 to 1160 code for a protein of 286 amino acids. The record is from RefSeq and is a predicted model, not a curated record.